ACAGAUCCAAAUUGGGAUCACACUGUCCCAAGGGAGGGUGGCUGUAAGGGUUAAAAGAAAAGCGAGUCCCCCCCCGCUGGCCACUUUGCUCGGAGCUCCUUAGCAAUGCCACCACAAGGACACAAAGUGUAAGUGUUACGGGCCCCGGGACCAAUUUCCCCAGAGCAGCAACUGGUUGCCAAACUGUAGGCAGUGCCACUCAAUGCACAACCAAUUGUCUGUCCCAUUAUUUAUUUCGCCAGCUCUCCUUUAUCCUCCCAGUGCAGCAUAAUUUCUUCCAAACCUCUCGUAGCAUCUCUGAUCACACUCUCCCACCUGCUGUCUCCAUACAGGCUACACAACUACUGUGUUUCACCCUGUGCCCUUUCAUUUGUCAGCAUGGCACAACAGAAAACCAAGCUGAGAGGUAGGAAAAGUACAGCCAAGCAGCCAAGCCCCUCUGGAGAACUUAUCACCGAGAGAGAGCAGCACCUGAAGAAGGAACAUGCCACCCUGACAGAGCAUAUCAAGACCUAUUCAGAUCGAGUGGAUCACUUUCAAGAUGAAAAUGAAUUCCUGGACAAGGAAGCCCAGGAAAUCCAAGAAAACAGCAAAGCUUACCUCACCUACUUGGCCAAACGCACUCUCCUGUGCCACAACGCCAUCAUUUCCUUACAUGACCAGAACGAAUCGGAUCUGGCCUGUGUCCUGGAGCAGAAGGAGGAGCUGAUCUCUCAGUUCAAAGAAAGGAAGAAGGAGGUCAAGAGCCAGUUGAUUGAGAUGGAGACCAAGUAUUCCCUCAUGAACAAGGAGGUUGACGAACUGAGGCCCUUCAAGGAGCUUCAGUCGGACCAGCUUGCCCGUAUCCGGGAGCUGGAGAAAGACCUGCUAGCCAUGAAAAUCCACCAUUCUGAGCAAAUGCAUACCGUGAAGAGCCAAUUCCUGCAAAAGAAGGCGGAAUAUGAAACGGAGUCCCAGCAGAAGGUCCAAGCUUUGGCCAAAAGGGCCGAGAAGGAAGCUGUGCGCAGCCUCAUCCAACACACCAAGCAGAUCAAAGCUGAGAACGGGAGAUUGCGCAAUGAACUGCUGAACCUCAUCAAGAGAGCCCAGGGCCUAAAGGCCAUUCUGCGUCAGCUGCAGGAGCAGAAAGGGCAGCUUCUUCAGGAGCUCCAAUACAGGGAAGAUUUGGGCCAUGUACACUGCUGGCUAACUCAGCAGAGCAGAGCCAGGGGCAGGGCCAGCCUGCCUGCCAGGACUCAGGGAGGGGUUCCUCUCCAGCUACCGUCUCUCCCAAGUCUCCAAAGGCCAGCAAAGACUCCGUCAACCACUCAGACGCAGGAGACCAGCGUGGGAGAACCAUUAGGCCCUCUGGCACAAAGGCGCCCGUAGCAGGAAGGGCUUUAAUGGCAGCAGCAGGAAGACUGGCAGAGCCCCGGCACGGACCCUGGAAGCGGCUUACGCGUGCUGCCUCCUUGAUUGAGGGAGAAGACAAGGGGGUAGCCUUUAUCUGCCUUGGCAAAGUGGGAUAACAAGGGUGUUCUGCUUUUCACCUUUACAGCUAAGGCUAAAAUAAAAGUAAGAAUUCCAAAAGCCACGGUAUGUCAUCAGUGGCGGAAUUAAUUCAUAUAUUUGGGCACCUGCAGAGGGAUAAAAAGGGGCAAGAAGAUCUAAGUGCAAUACAAUUUUUGUGUGUGUUGGGGAAGAAUAGUUUGUGCAGUUCAGGAUGUGGGAGCUUUACAGAAAUCCGGUCUCUUAAAUGUCAUUUAAAAUAAUGAAUUUCCACAGAUCUAGGACUGGGUUGAUAGCAGUGUUGAUUUGUGGUAUCGUAAUAUGGAUUUGCCUUCCUUGGGCUCAAAUUGAGAUAAUUUUUUUUAAAAUUAUAGAUCGUCCUUAACUUCUGAUUCCUUGUUUUAUAACCAUUCAAAAUUAUGGUCACAGAAUCGAUACUUUAUGACUCACAAAUA
Molecule: messenger RNA, 1943 nt
Organism: Thamnophis elegans (Western terrestrial garter snake)
Lineage: Eukaryota; Metazoa; Chordata; Lepidosauria; Squamata; Natricidae
Product: coiled-coil domain-containing protein 166-like
Exons: 1
Coding region: 379-1368 (329 amino acids)
Source: RefSeq, a predicted model, not a curated record